AUGGAAAUGAAUAAAAAUAGCAAAUUUUUCAGGUUUCUUGAUGCACAAUGCUUGUUUUUCUUUGAAGUCAGCACUGGAAUCAUAGCCAACAUUAUCCUGCUUCUUUUAUAUAUGCUCAUAUUUCUUCUACAGCACAGGCCCAAGCCGAUCGAUUUGACCAUUACCCAUUUGCUCUUUAUCCACAUAAUAAUGCUGGUAACAGUGUGUUUGAUAGCUUUAGACAUUUUUGGGUAUCAAGACUUGGGGAAUGACAUCACGUGUAAAUGUGUUAUCUAUUUGCACAGGUUGAUGAGGGGCCUCUCCAUCUGUACCACCUGCCUGUUGAGUGUCCUCCAGGCCAUUACCCUCAGCCCCAGAAGUUCCCAUUUGGCAAAGUUCAAACAGAAAUCCCUGCAUCAGAACCUAUAUUGCCUUCUAUUUUUAUGGGUCAUCAAUAUGCUCAUCAGUGGUCGUUUCUUAAUCUCCACUAUUGCCACCCCUAAUGGGACUUCCCAUAAGCUUAUGUUUGUCACUAAGUCCUGCUCCCUUUGGCCAAUUAAUUACUUACUUAAGUAUAUCACUUUCUCCUUGAUGACUUUCCAGGAAAUUUCUGUUAUAUCACUAAUGGGGCUCUCAAGUGUGUACAUGGUGAUUCUUUUGUACAGGUACAAAAGACAGUUACAGUAUCUUCACAGCACCAACUUGUCUCCAAAAGCAUCCCCAGAACAAAGGGCCACUCAGACUAUUCUGUUGCUCAUGAGUGUCUUUAUUGUCAUUUAUGCAAUGGACUGUGUUAUCACCUCCACAUCUGGAGUGUUCUGGAAACAUAACCAAAUUCAUCACUGUGUGCUGAUGCUGAUUGGGAAUGGCUAUGCCACAAUCAGUCCUUUGGUGCUAAUCAGUACUAAAAAACAAAUGACUAAGUGCUCAGCAUCCACAUUUUGGAAGAUAGUAAAUGUUUGUUUAUUUAGUGAUGGAAAAUUUCUCUGA
This is a messenger RNA of Fukomys damarensis (Damara mole-rat), 969 nucleotides long. Its product is annotated as vomeronasal type-1 receptor 90-like. Lineage: Eukaryota; Metazoa; Chordata; Mammalia; Rodentia; Bathyergidae. The transcript has a single exon. Gene Ontology annotation, cellular component: membrane. The record is from RefSeq and is a predicted model, not a curated record. Gene Ontology annotation, biological process: G protein-coupled receptor signaling pathway. Gene Ontology annotation, molecular function: pheromone receptor activity. Bases 1 to 969 code for a protein of 322 amino acids.